ACGGUGCACUUUUAUUUCCGCAGCGUCGAUUAAACGAACACCGAGUGACAACAAGAGGUUCCUACAUCACCCCGAGAACUAAUAUAACAUCUCACAGGGAUUUAUUGAAGUUCUGGUUCCACUCGGGCAGCAUUAUUAUUGUUGUUAUUUUUAUCAUCAUCAUCAUCAUCAUCAUCGUUAUUAUUAUUUUCUUUUAUUUUUUCUUCCACUCUGUGUGCUUGGUUUCGUCAUCUCGACGCUCUGAAGCUCCGAGUCUGGGCGGAUAAACGACUAGUUAUCUGUCCGAGUUGGACAUUUUUUUUUCUGUGUGUUGUUGUUCACCCCUUUCGGUCAGUUGGCGGUACAGUCCACUCACACAGUGGCUCACGAGUCAACCGGGCGCCCUGAUAGCCCUCAGGAGGAAGUGCUUAUCCUGGAAAUGGAGGAUAUUUUGCUCGUCCAAGUCUUGAAAGUUUAAAUUUUGCGCUGCUUUCCCCCCCUCUCCGAAACGCGAGGUGCGGCCAUGUGUGACGAAGCGGUGCGUCAGACGCGCAGUCAGAAGCGGGCUUUAGAGCGGGAGGCUCUGCCCGUGGACUUGGAUGUGAAGAAGGUGAAGCUGGAGGGUGGAGACAGGGAUGAUCGGCCCGUGCUGCGUCCCAGACCCGAGGCCUCGGCGCGCAGCUCCAAUAUCCUGAGCGCCGGCGAGGUGAAGGCCACCAUUAAAGUGGAGCUGCAGACCAGAGACGAGCCUGUGGAUAUGAGCACCGCUAAAGGCGACGUUAAGAAAGAGACGCGGCCUCCGUCACCGGACGACGUCAUCGUUCUGUCCGAUAACGAGCCGUCCAGCCCACAGAUGAACGGCGUGAGCCACUUCAAAGAGCUCGACAUGGACCUGCUCAUGAGGAGCAGUCCUGAAGAAAGAGUUCGUAUUAUAAAGCAACUGAAGGAGGAGCUGAGGCUAGAGGAGGCCAGACUGGUAUUGCUGAAGAAACUCCGACAGAGCCAAAUACACAAGGAAACCAAUGUACAGAAGCCCUUAGGUUCGGGCUCUGUGGUCACGCCCCCUCCUCUGGUGAGAGGCUCGGUGACCAACAAAGGAACUCAGCCUCAGGUUCUGCCCAGCCGGAGCUCAGCGGGGGUCAUCCCUCCUCCUCUGGUGCGCGGCGGCCAGGUGUCCAAACACGGCUCGCAAAACUCCCAGAUCAUCAUGCCGCCACUGGUCAGAGGAGCUCAGCCAAUCUCAGUGACACCACAGCAGAUAGCGACUCUGCGGCAGCAGCAGCAUCAGUACUCCAGCUCAGGCCCUCCACCCCUGCUGCUGGCCCCUAGAGCCUCUGUGCCCACUGUUCAGGGUCAGAAAAUCAUCCAGCCCAGCCUCAUUCGCGUGGCCAAUGUGUCUAAUGCCAAUCUGCUCGUUAACAUCAGUCCGUCCACCACCAACCUGAAGACAUCCUCCGGGGGCGCUCAGAGCACCGCGGCAAGUGCCAGUGAGUCUCCCGCUAGCCGGCAGGCGGCGGCUAAGCUGGCGCUGCGGAAGCAACUGGAGAAGACUCUGCUGGAGAUUCCUCCUCCCAAACCCCCCACCCCUGAAUUCAACUUCCUGCCUUCGGCAGCCAAUAAUGAGUUCAUCUACCUAGUGGGCCUGGAGGAGGUUGUGCAGUGCCUGCUGGACGCCCUGGGGAGAGUUAAACAGGGAGGUUCUCAGGCUUCUGUUUCCACGGAGCCGUUUACAUGCACUCAGUGCAAGACCGACUUCACCUGCCGCUGGCGUAAGGAGAAGAGCGGUGCCAUCAUGUGCGAGCAGUGCAUGUCCACCAAUCAGAAGAAGGCCCUGAAGGCCGAGCACACCAAUCGACUGAAGGCAGCCUUCGUCAAGGCCCUGCAGCAGGAGCAGGAGAUCGAGCAGAGGAUCCUCCAACAGGCCUCCUCUCCCGUCUCGCAUCCGCCUUCCUCAUCUUCCUCCUCGUCCUCGAGCCACGUGGUGAAGGCGGAGCAGCAGGUGAUCGUCACUCAUCAGAUCAAGCAGCGCUCUUCUUCCUCGCUCCAGCACCACAGUCGAUCUAGCCAGCCAAUCAACCGCCACCAUUCCACUGUAACACAGAGUUCUGCUCAGCUGUCCCGCAGUGUUCAGCAGACAGCAGCGGCCCUGCGCGGUGUUUCUCACUCCUUCUCUCCGGCCUCUCAGCUCCAGAACGCUGUGGCAGCUGCCGCGCUGGUCAGCAGGCCAGGUAAGCAUGCUGUGCUUCAGGGGUCAAAGGUCAGCAGCAGCAGUGCCAGCAGCAGGACCUCUAAGACCGUGAACUCCUCCACCUGGAGGAAGCGGAACAACGCAACACCAGGUGUGACUAUGGCCUACGUAAACCCCAGCCUGCCCGUGCACAAGUCCACAUCGUCGGCGGUGGAGCGUCAGAGAGAGUACCUGUUAGACAUGAUCCCCUCGAGAUCCAUCUCCCAGACUGCAAACACGUGGAAAUAACCCGGCCACGCGUCCCCUUCAGACGAGCUUUCCUCACCAUCACACACACUCCUCACCUGGAGUCCUGGAACAGCUCUAGGAACGGCUCGAGACCCUCGGAGAUUCGUGUGGGAUUAUGGAAGCGCUCUAGAGGCUCCGGAGUCUCGCUUUCAAUCGUGGAACGUAUUCUGAAGAAAAGCUUUCGGCUUCUAUUACAGCAGAUUUUCCUCAAUCACCUGGCUUCUGAUUUCUUUUUUUUUUUUUCUCUCCCCCUUUUUCAUGUGUGUCUUUAGAAAAAAAGAAUAAAGUUUGACCGUUGUGCAAGAACAGUGAUGUAUAUUAUUAAAGCAAUAGGCCCCGGAUCCACCGUCAUCCUGACCAGUAACUGAAGAUGAAUGGGGAAAAAUGGUUAAAGGGCUUCCACUUGUGCUUUGCUGCCAGGUUGUAAAUGUCAGUAGAGACUCGUGUUUGUAAGCCUGAACAUGACUGUGUUACUCGAGUACUCCGUACUCCUGGAGAUGACGUGCUGCGAAUCUUUUGGAUUCGAGACACAAAGCGAGAGACAGUGUCUGUUCUCCAUAUGGAUCGCGGAACUUUCAUUUCUUUGGAAGAAAAAAAAAAAACAGUUCAAUAGGUUUUCCUUAAAAUAAUAAUAAAAAAAGACUGAAAAAAAAAAAAUAAAGAUGAAUAAAUCUUAAGUUACAAACUAAAAGCCAGCAGUGCUACAUGAAGAGCCCUUUUUGUCUAAAGGCAGUUUUUUUGAUUGUAACUUAUACAGCUAAUCGAGUCCGAGCUUGACUGGACUCGUCUCUUUAAAGACUUUGUGCUUCAAAAAACUGUUUUGUCUUUUAUUUUUCUUCUUCUUUUUCCCCUUGCAUUUAGUUUCUUUAGGUCGGAGUCACAGUCUGCUCAUUUCGAGGCGUGUUUCCGUCUCAGUAACACACGAUGGCCCUAAACACAUGCUUAAUGAUUUCACUGAUGCAACAUGCAGUCCCCUUUUUUCUUCUCCUAAACAAGUCUGAGGGUUUUUUUCAUUUUAUCUUAUUUUAUUUCAAAUGUUCCUCACGUAACUUCUGUUCAAAUCGAAAGACGAAAAGAAAAAUCCAUUAUUCUAACUGAACAGUCCUUUACAGAAACCUGUGCAUGAUGGUUUGGAGACUUGAUUGUGUUUGUGUGUCGGUGUUUAAUUCCAGUCCACUUGAUUUGCGUCCUCGUAUUUAUGGUUUGUGUUACCCCCCCCCCCCCCCCCCCCCCCCAUUUGAUGUUCACAGUGGUUUUCAGCAGGUUAAGGAACAACGCUUCAUAAUUUGACCAGUUUUCCAAAACCCUUAAUUAUCACAGAUUGUGAAGCUGGCCUGUAUUUAUUAGUAAAAUAAAGCUUUCCUCACAAACAUCACUGAGAGCAAAUGGAUUUGAGACGUUUCUGUUAGCACAUCUGACUUUCUUGUUUUUUUUUUUUUGUUUUUGUUUUUUUUUUUAUAUAAAUAUGACUGUUCUACUGUCAUCUCACCCUGUUUCUCUUUGUGUUUUAAAUCAUUGAAGUCUCAUAUUACACUUUAUAUAUAGUCAUCGUGUUUGCCAUUUGUUCGGUUCCCUGACCCCACAGAUGCAUUUCGUCCUCGGUGUGGAUGCUGUACCGUUCAGCUGAUAGGAGACGGAGGCGUCCUCAGCGUCUCUGCUUGAUGAUGUCACGCCACUCUGUUUCAGGGCUUUAAUAACAGUUCUAGCUUCCUCCGGUUCCACCGCACUGUACAAACUCAUGUUACGAUUGGUUAGGUUUACUUUUGUUUCCCAGUUUGAGAAGUAAUAAUAAAAGAAUUUUAACCCUUCCA
Molecule: messenger RNA, 4266 nt
Organism: Ictalurus punctatus (channel catfish)
Lineage: Eukaryota; Metazoa; Chordata; Actinopteri; Siluriformes; Ictaluridae
Product: transcriptional repressor p66-alpha
Exons: 11
Coding region: 503-2455 (650 amino acids)
Biological process (GO): negative regulation of transcription by RNA polymerase II
Cellular component (GO): NuRD complex
Molecular function (GO): sequence-specific DNA binding
Source: RefSeq, a predicted model, not a curated record